This is a messenger RNA of Pseudogymnoascus verrucosus, 979 nucleotides long. RefSeq lists its product as uncharacterized. The transcript is spliced from 3 exons. The coding region runs from base 133 to 840 and encodes 235 amino acids. The record is from RefSeq and is a predicted model, not a curated record. Lineage: Eukaryota; Fungi; Ascomycota; Leotiomycetes; Thelebolales; Thelebolaceae. Gene Ontology annotation, molecular function: acyltransferase activity, transferring groups other than amino-acyl groups.
CUUGAAUUAUUUAUUCUCUAAUUUUUCCUCCGUUUAAACCUUGCGCUAAGUGAUUUCUUUUGACCAGUUCAGAAAUUCUGCAAAGCCUAUAACUUUUUGCCUCGGCCCCUGACUUACCCCACCACAUCCAUAAUGGCAACAUCAGACCUUCCCCCACAGACCCUGAAGAUUGGGGAAUACACGUUUACCAUCUCCGAAGGAAAAGAUGAGGAUAUCCCUGGCUUCGUCGACGCUUUCGAUGCCGCUUUCGCGGAUAAUUUGCUUUUUAGUACUAUGAGUGGGACUGCUGACCGCGCAGUGUUGAGGGAGAAAGAUAUUGCAUUCUGGAAGGGACAGUGGACGAUGAGCGGGCGGAAGCACUUCAAGGUUGUUGAUGAGGCGAAUGGCAAAAUUGCAGCUAUUACCCGCUGGUGGUUCCCACACACCCUGACGUCUGAGGAGGUAGCCAAAGCUGAGGAGGCCAAGAACGGCCCCCAGCCGGAGCCUGUGCCAGGGACGAAUGCCGGGGCGACGAAGGAGUUCGUGAAGCAGUUAGUUGACUACCGGGAUAAGUGGGUGAAGAAUGAUGAUAUGUACAUGAUGAACAUUCUCGCCGUCGUCCCCGCGUACCAGCGGCUGGGUUUGGGGAAGGCGCUGCUGGUGCCCGUGCUAAAGAUGGCCGAUAAGGAGGGCAAGAAGACGUACAUUGAAGCGUCUGCAGCAGGCGAGAAGCUGUAUCGCAGGCUUGGCUGGGUGGAGACUGGAGAUACGAUUAGCCUUGAUUUUACAAAGUAUGGUGCGAAGGGGGGGGUUGAUGUCAAUCUUAUGAUGAGGGAACCAGGGGCAGGGAUUGCGCUAUGAGUUGUGACGAGUGGGAGCGAUGAGAAUAGGGGAAAUAUGAAGACUGCGUGAAUAUAGCGAGGAGACAAGUUGGAUGGUUAUUUACUGCAUAUAUUUAUUGUGAUAGACAGUCUUAUAAAAUGAGAUUAUUAGCAGCCCC